CAGACAAACAAAAACCACAGUUUUAAAGCAGAAUGAAAGAAAUUCAAAAUUGGUAUUGGACCAUUUCAAAACUAUUGCUAAAGUGUAAGCUUCAUUAAGGAAAGGACUUUUUCUGCUUUGUGCACUCCUGUAUCCCUUAGACCCUAGAACAGGGUCAAUCAGUAUUUGUGGAAGGGAAGCAGUAUAUCAUAAAACUAAAAGAAUUGAGAAAGUAGAAAGUAGUCACACUUCUGUUUCAGAUACCCAUUCCUAUAGCUAUGCUCUGGGCUUUGUAUCUCUUUGUAAUCGUUCAUCUUCAAAAUCAAAACCUCAUGCAUUGCUCUAAGUCUUUCCAGCUUACUUUCAUCACGCCUGUUCUUCAACAGCAUGUCUAGAUAAAUAGCAUCCAUCACUUUGUUGUCCGUAAAUCAGUCUUUGAUAAUACAGGUUGCUUUUUAUCAGGUAGGCCAAAAGAGAAAAAUGUAAUAACACAGGUUGCAUGGUCUGUCAUGUCAAACAUUCUUACUUACCCUCAUCCUAAAUUCCCUUGUACCAUUGUGUCUUGGGGCUUGCUCCUGGCGUCAUUUAAACUCAGAUACAUCCAACUACCAUUCCAGUAGGAAGGGAGAGCAAAGGAUGAGUGUGGAUGGAGUUAGUUUGUAUGUUUGGAGGAAGUGAUUAUUAGUCUUUUGGCUUCUAAGUACUACUGGAGAAAAUCACAAAUAGUAUGUUGCUAUUAAAAAGUCAUCAUUAAUCUUAACCAUGCUUUCAAUAUUCCUCUGCAAUCCUGCCAUAUUUUGCUACACCUUUUAUUUCAGCCUUUCUUUUCUCUACUCCAUUUGAACUUCUGUCUGAGCACCUUCCCUCUGGGAGAAUACCUUCUGCCUUCAAAUCCAUGGACCUACCUGAUUUAAAACUCAAAUUGGGAAAGUGUCCCUUUUCCUUUCCAAGACCAAAUCCCUUUAUAAAAGCUUUCUCUAUCUUGAGCAUUUACCUGCCUUUCUUCUGGCUCCAUCCCAUUAACAUUUAAAUAUGCUCAUCCUUUCUUCUUAGGAGAAAAAAAAAUUGCUUUUCUUUGUCACCUUAUAUCCAUUGCUUUUUCUUUUUGCUCUGUCUCUUGACCCCACCUCAAACGAAUUUCUGCCCCACCAAAGACAAUAACCCCUUUUAUGUUAAAAUUAGUGGAAAGAAUGUUAAUAUAAUGCCCUCACUUUAAAGAACAUAAAGGAAAUUUAUAAGUACUUCCAGGGCUGUCAUCUAUGCCGUGCCAGUCGUGCACUGCACAAUUCCAAGGGCACCACUUUACGUUACAAAUACAGUUCAUUACAAAUAUAGUGGCCCCAUGUUUCUAAAUGCUUAGAUAAUAGCCCACUAGAAAAAGAAACUGAUAGUUGCUUGCACCUCUACAUAGAAGCACUGUGAAUCCAGCAGCCUCAUUUGUAAACAAGUGUUUUAUUGGUGACUCAAAUAUUAUGAACAGCUUUGCCAAAGUAGCAGCAUUUUCUAAAAUAAUAAAGGAUGACAUUCCUUUGUUUUAUGAUAGUUACACUUCUGGAAAAUUUAGUAUGGACAGUCUCCGACUUAGGAAUUUUCGACUUUAGGAUGGUGUGAAAGCGAUACCCAUUCAGUAGAAACUGUACUUCAGGUUUUGCAUUUUGAUCUUUUCCUGGCCUAGUGAUAAUGUGGUACAGUACACUCUUGUGAUGCUGGGCAGCGGCAGGGAGCCACAGCUCCCAGUCACCCAUGUGAUCACGGGAGUGAACAACCCAUUCUCUACUGUGUACUGUGUUGUCAGCUUUUUUGGAUACUGUGUUUUGUGUUUUCACAUUCCAUCAUGUCUACAAAAUGUCCAUCAGUGUCUCCUGUUUCUGGUGAGAUAAAGAAGAGGAAGGCAAUUACUCUUGAAACGAAACUCAAGAUAAUUGCCCAGCAUGAAGGUGGCAAGCCAGUAAUGGCCAUUGCACGUGAGUUAGGACUUUCGCAAUCCACGAUUUCAACUAUCUUAAAGGAUAAGAAGCGAAUCAGUGAUGCAGCGAAAUCAUUAGCAUCAGUUAAAUCCACUGUCAUCAUAAAGAAAAGGGCUGGACCAAUUGAUGAUAUGGAAAAAUUACUUGUUAUGUGGAUGGAAGACCAGAUACAGAAGUGCAUACCACUCAGCCUACUGAUGAUCCAGGCUAAGGCAAGAAGUCUUUUUAAUAUGCUAAAAGACCGUGCGAAUGAUCCUACAUAUACACAAAUGUUUAAAGCAAGUCAUGGAUGGUUCCAGCGCUUCAAAAGGCGUCAUAAUUUUCACAAUGUAAAGAUCAGUGGUGAGGCAACACGUGCUGGUAAUGAAGGUGCCAUAGCUUUUAAGGAACAGCUGCAUGGGAUAAUUGUGGCUGAAGAUCUUUGCAAUAAGGAGCUGAUUGCACUGGAGGAAGAAAGAAGUAAAGGAGUUGAGGCAGUGGAAGAAGUUAUACCCACGGCACCUAGAAAGUUCACAGCAAAGACACUGGCAGAGGCAUUUGCUGCUAUCAGCAGCGGCCUACAGAUGUUAGAAGAAAUGGACGUCAAUUACGAGAGAUUCGCCACAGUUGACAGUCAGAUACAGGAUGCCCUUGCUUGCUACAGAGAAAUAUAUAAUGAAAAGAAACAAGCUGUACAGUCAAAACUUGGUAUCUUCCUGAAGAACAACACUAUGCUUGCUAAACCAACUAGUGUUGAUGUCCCAAUGCCUUCCACCACCUAUUCUCGAUGUUCAUCAGAAGAGAGAGAAAUUGAGGACCCUAUUGCAUCCCCAUCAUCCAGCAAUUAAUUCAUUUCAGUGCUUCAAACAUUUUUCAGGACCACUGUGCUUUCAGCUGUGUACAUUAAUGAUGCCCUCCAAAUCCUUGGUUAUGGAAUAUUUGGCUCAUCCCAGUGCACUCGGCUUGGCUGUUGGAGUUGCUUGUGGCGUGUGUCUGGGCUGGAGCCUCCGAGUACGCUUUGGGAUGCUCCCCAAAAGCAAGACGAGCAAGACACACACAGAUACUGAAAGUGAAGCAAGCAUCUUGGGAGAGAGUGGGGAGUACAAGAUGAUUCUUGUGGUUCGAAAUGACUUAAAGAUGGGAAAAGGGAAAGUGGCUGCCCAGUGCUCUCAUGCUGCUGUUUCAGCCUACAAGCAGAUUCAAAGAAGAAAUCCUGAAAUGCUCAAGCAAUGGGAAUACUGUGGCCAGCCCAAGGUGGUGGUCAAAGCUCCUGAUGAAGAAACCCUAAUUGCAUUAUUGGCCCAUGCGAAAAUGCUGGGAUUGACUGUAAGUUUAAUUCAAGAUGCUGGACGUACUCAGAUUGCACCAGGCUCUCAAACUGUCCUAGGGAUUGGGCCAGGACCAGCAGACCUAAUUGACAAAGUCACUGGCCACCUAAAACUUUACUAGGUGGACUUUGAUAUGACAGCAACCCCUCCAUCACAAGUGUUUGAAGCCUAUCAGAUUCUAACAAAAGCUGAAUUUCUUCACCCAACUUAAAUGUUCUUAAGAUGAAAAUAAAACCUAUUCCCAUGUUCUAUGGUUGGCAGUUGUCAUCUUGGGCUUAAAAAAAGUACUCUUGGUUAAAUGGUCUUGGUGGUUCAAGUGAGAGGCUGAAACAAAUAUUUAAGAUGAGAGAAACAGGUCAAUACAAUUGGAUUAAAAGGGAGGAAACAGCAUUUCCCUAUACAUGGUUAGGUCCCUUUGUGUGUUGGUAGCCCUUCCCUGAGACUGUGUCCCCCUGGAGGUCAAGGUUCAAGGGUGUUCCCACUAGAGGCAAGCUGCAGUUUGUUCCCCUGCUGUCACUUUUUGGGUGACUGGUAGCCUACUUUAUUAAUAGAUAUGGCCAUCCUCAAUGGAGUCCCAUGGUUUAUAACCUGUUUGAAUUUUUGUCUAAAGGUUGAGGUUUUAUAGCAGAUACAACCUACUGUGCAGUGUUUCAUAUUCACCUUCCCUGACCCAUACUGGCCAAAGGUUAUCAGCAGUGGUUCUAAAUCACAGCCUAUUAAAGGUUCUCACUUUCCCCCUUUCUUGUAACAAUGAAGCCAUUGAAACUUGUGGAGUAACCUUAUCGACCUUACAGAUGGAAAUGGGUGGGCCCAAGUAAGAAUUUAUGGUAACUGUAAAGUGAAUGUAGUUUGUCAUCUCUGCUAGUUUUUUUUUUUUCCUAGAACUUAAAGAACUAGACAGUUAAGUGUGCCUUUUUUACCUUUUAAUCUUUAGAUAUACUUGAUACAAUCCUAAUAAUUACUGUUAUACCAGUUACCUAGAAUAUGAGGCAGAGGGUCCCAACUCCCCAAGCCACAGAGCUUCCUGAUAGUCAUCUUGUUAGAAACUAUUUUUCUUUAAAGCCUUCUUUUAGGAGGAUACUGACAGUAAUUUCUAAAAUCAGUGUAUCCCCAAGAACGGUACUGAUGCCAGGGAGAAUUCUGGUAACAGGCCCAUUUUAAGUGGCAGUACCUGUCUAUGGUUAACUGCAAUAUAAGCAGCAUUAUAGCACAACCUCAAGGUCUAAGGUCAUUGGUGGAAUAUCGUGGGCAGAACACUAAAGACAGUCUUGAAAGUUCUAAUAUUUGAUUCAUUUUAUACACUUCGCACAGGCAUAGGACAGCACAGGAGAAAAAUUGCAACUGUGAAUGAUGCCACAAUAGCAACUAUUUUUAAACAGAAUGUUUACUGGCUCCAGAAGUGAUGCAACAAAAUGCAACGUUAGGACUGAGUUGAACUCAGUGCUUAAGUGCAUGAUUCUGGCUCAGGUAAUUUCUGAGGUUUGCCUCAGACUGAUGGCUCCAAAUUCAAAGAUAGUGGCAUUCCCAACAGGAUGGCAUGGGGUGGCUAAGUACUGAUCAGUCAUGGCAUAUCUACCAAAAGGAAUAUUAUGAAAAUUCUGGUAAUUGUGGAUAUAUGCUUGUUUUCUAAUUCAUCUGUACUUAGUAUUUUAUAGAACUCAUAAUCUUAUAGUCCUCAAAGUAUACUCUGCAGAACCCAUGGGGUCUCCACAGAGUCAAAAAUCUUUUCGUAAUACUAUUAUUUUUUUUUCCUCUGUGUUACUUGCACUGAUGGUACAAAAGCAGUGGUGGGGAAAACUGAUGGCACCUCCCACAUAUCAAAGCAGGGGCACCAUUGUAUUCUUCACUGACCUGCACUCACAUUAAACACUUUCACUUCAUGUCCUGGAUGAAACUAAAUAGGUUUUUUGGUUUUUUGAGACAAGAGUCUCGUUCUGUCAUCCAGGCUGGAGUGCAAUGAUGUGAUCCCGGCUCACUACAACCUUUGCCUCCCAGGUUCAAGUGAUUCUCAUGCCUCAGCCUCCUGCCUUCUGAGUAGUAGCUGGGAUCUUACAGGCGUGUACCUUCACACCUGGAUGAUUUUUUAUUUUUAGUAGAGCACGCCUGGCUGAUAUUUUAUUUUUAGUAGAGAUGGAGCUUCACCAUGUUGGUCAGGCUUGUCUCGAACUCCUGGCCUCAAGCAGUCUGCCUGCCUCAACCUCCCAAAGUGCUGGGAUUACAGGCAUGAGCCACCACAGCUGGUGGGACAGGGAUUUUAAGUUUUAAAAAACUCCUCUGUGGAGCUUAUGGUAGGUAAUUUGCCUAAGAGUUGUAAAGCAGUGCAACACUAGGCGAGGGGCUAUGUGUAGCUAUUGAGGAUUAAGGGAUAGUGAAAUGAACUUUAGGAACAUUCUCAGCCAUAAGCAAGAGCUAGAUUGACACAACCAAUUUUUCAAAAAAAAUCAACUUAAGAUACCCAUAAUUUGGGCACCUUUAUAAUUCAUGAUGAGAAAGAGCAUGUUAACUACAUGUUUAAAUAUAUUUUAUUCAAGUUAAUAUAACAGCAAUGAUUUGUUCAUUUAAGUGAAAUGCCUAGAUAAAAACCUCAAGUGUCACUUGGCUAAAAUGUUGGAGACAGUAAAUGUAAGCCACUA
Rhinopithecus roxellana (golden snub-nosed monkey) is the source of this 5886-nucleotide messenger RNA. It is a transcript of the gene PTRH2, whose product is annotated as peptidyl-tRNA hydrolase 2. The coding region runs from base 2682 to 3374 and encodes 230 amino acids. Gene Ontology annotation, cellular component: mitochondrion; cytosol. The record is from RefSeq and is a predicted model, not a curated record. Gene Ontology annotation, molecular function: peptidyl-tRNA hydrolase activity. NCBI's taxonomy places the organism in Eukaryota, Metazoa, Chordata, Mammalia, Primates, Cercopithecidae. The transcript has 2 exons. Gene Ontology annotation, biological process: positive regulation of anoikis; negative regulation of anoikis.